CGCCCGGGGCCACGAUGGAGCGCGACGGCUGCGCGGGGGGCGGGAGCCGCGGCGGCGAGGGCGGGCGCGCUCCCCGGGAGGGCCCGGCGGGGAACAGCCGCGAUCGGGGCCGCAGCCACGCCGCCGAGGCGCCCGGGGACCCGCAGGCGGCCGCGUCCUUGCUGGCCCCCAUGGACGUGGGGGAGGAGCCGCUGGAGAAGGCGGCGCGCGCCCGCACUGCCAAGGACCCCAACACCUAUAAAGUACUCUCGCUGGUAUUGUCAGUAUGUGUGUUAACAACAAUACUUGGUUGUAUAUUUGGGUUGAAACCAAGCUGUGCCAAAGAAGUUAAAAGUUGCAAAGGUCGCUGUUUUGAGAGAACAUUUGGGAACUGUCGCUGUGAUGCUGCCUGUGUUGAGCUUGGAAACUGCUGUUUAGAUUACCAGGAGACAUGUAUAGAACCAGAACAUAUAUGGACUUGCAACAAAUUCAGGUGUGGUGAGAAAAGGUUGACCAGAAGCCUCUGUGCCUGUUCAGAUGACUGCAAGGACCAGGGCGACUGCUGCAUCAACUACAGUUCUGUGUGUCAAGGUGAGAAAAGUUGGGUAGAAGAACCAUGUGAGAGCAUUAAUGAGCCACAGUGCCCAGCAGGGUUUGAAACGCCUCCUACCCUCUUAUUUUCUUUGGAUGGAUUCAGGGCAGAAUAUUUACACACUUGGGGUGGACUUCUUCCUGUUAUUAGCAAACUAAAAAAAUGUGGAACAUAUACUAAAAACAUGAGACCAGUAUAUCCAACAAAAACUUUCCCCAAUCACUACAGCAUUGUCACCGGGUUGUAUCCAGAAUCUCAUGGCAUAAUUGACAAUAAAAUGUAUGAUCCCAAAAUGAAUGCUUCCUUUUCACUUAAAAGUAAAGAGAAAUUUAAUCCUGAGUGGUACAAAGGAGAACCAAUUUGGGUCACAGCUAAGUAUCAAGGCCUCAAGUCUGGCACGUUUUUCUGGCCAGGAUCAGAUGUGGAAAUUAAUGGAAUUUUCCCAGACAUCUAUAAAAUGUAUAAUGGUUCAGUACCAUUUGAAGAAAGGAUUUUGGCUGUUCUUCAGUGGCUACAGCUUCCUAAAGAUGAAAGACCACACUUUUACACUCUGUAUUUAGAAGAACCAGAUUCUUCAGGUCAUUCAUAUGGACCCGUCAGCAGUGAAGUCAUCAAAGCCUUGCAGAGGGUUGACAAUAUGGUUGGUAUGCUGAUGGAUGGUCUGAAAGAGCUGAACUUGCACAGAUGCCUGAACCUCAUCCUUGUUUCGGAUCAUGGCAUGGAACAAGGCAGUUGUAAGAAAUACAUAUAUCUGAAUAAAUAUUUGGGGGAUGUUAAAAAUAUUAAAGUUAUCUAUGGACCUGCAGCUCGACUGAGACCCUCUGAUGUCCCAGAUAAAUACUAUUCAUUUAACUAUGAAGGCAUUGCCCGAAAUCUUUCUUGCCGGGAACCAAACCAACACUUCAAACCUUACCUGAAACAUUUCUUACCUAAGCGUUUGCACUUUGCUAAGAGUGAUAGAAUUGAGCCCUUGACAUUCUAUUUGGACCCUCAGUGGCAACUUGCAUUGAAUCCCUCAGAACGGAAAUAUUGUGGAAGUGGAUUUCAUGGCUCUGACAAUAUAUUUUCAAAUAUGCAAGCCCUCUUUGUUGGCUAUGGACCUGGAUUCAAGCAUGGCAUUGAGGUUGACACCUUUGAAAACAUUGAAGUCUAUAACUUAAUGUGUGAUUUACUGAAUUUAACACCGGCUCCUAAUAACGGAACUCAUGGAAGUCUUAACCACCUUCUAAAGAAUCCCGUUUACACACCAAAGCAUCCCAAAGAGGUGCACCCCCUGAUACAGUGCCCCUUCACAAGAAACCCCAGAGAUAACCUUGGCUGCUCAUGUAACCCUUCGAUUUUGCCAAUUGAGGAUUUUCAGACACAGUUUAAUCUGACCGUGGCAGAAGAGAAGAAUAUUAAGCAUGAAACUUUACCCUAUGGAAGACCCAGAGUUCUCCAGAAGAAAAACACCAUCUGUCUUCUCUCCCAGCACCAGUUUAUGAGUGGAUACAGCCAAGACAUCUUAAUGCCGCUUUGGACAUCCUAUACCGUGGACAGAAAUGACAGUUUCUCUACGGAAGACUUUUCCAACUGUCUGUACCAGGACUUUAGAAUUUCUCUUAGUCCUGUCCAUAAAUGUUCAUUUUAUAAAAAUAACACCAAAGUGAGUUACGGGUUCCUCUCCCCACCACAACUAAAUAAAAAUUCAAGUGGAAUAUAUUCUGAAGCUUUGCUUACUACAAAUAUAGUGCCAAUGUACCAGAGUUUUCAAGUUAUAUGGCGCUACUUUCAUGACACCCUACUGCGAAAGUAUGCUGAAGAAAGAAAUGGUGUCAAUGUCGUCAGUGGUCCUGUGUUUGACUUUGAUUAUGAUGGACGUUAUGAUUCCUUAGAGAUUCUGAGGCAAAAAAGAAGAGUCAUCCGUAAUCAAGAAAUUUUGAUUCCAACUCACUUCUUUAUUGUGCUAACAAGCUGUAAAGAUGCAUCUCAGACUCCUUUGCACUGUGAAAACUUAGACACCUUAGCUUUCAUUUUGCCUCACAGGACUGAUAACAGUGAGAGCUGUGUUCAUGGGAAGCAUGAAUCCUCAUGGAUUGAAGAAUUGUUAAUGUUACACAGAGCACGGAUCACAGAUGUUGAGCACAUCACUGGACUCAGCUUCUAUCAACAAAGAAAAGAGCCAGUUUCAGACAUUUUAAAGUUGAAAACACAUUUGCCAACCUUUAGCCAAGAAGACUGAUAUAUUUUUUUAUCCCCAAACACCAUAAAUCUUUUUGAGAGAACCUUAUAUUUUAUAUAGUCCUCUAUCUACACUAUCGCAUUGUUCAGAAACUGUCGACCAGAGUUAGAACGGAGCCCUUGGUGAUGCGGACAUCUCAGGGAAACUUGCGUACUCAGCACGGCAGUGGGAGAGUGCUCCUGUUGAAUCUUGCACAUAUUUGGAUGUGUAAGCAUUGUAUACAUUGAUCAAGUUUGGGGGAUAAAGACAGACCACACCUAAAACUGCCUUUCUGCUUCUCUUAAGGGAGAAGUAGCUGUGAACAUUGUCUGGAUACCAGAUAUUUGAAUCUUACUAUAUAAACCUUGAUGGCAUUGGGCAAACAGUAGACUUAGUAGGAUUGGGGUAGCCCAUGUUACGUGACUAUCUUUACGAGAAUUUUAAAGUAGUUCUGGAUUUCUUUUAAGUUGGAGUUUCAUUUCUUUUCAUUUUAAUCAAAAAAAAAAAAAAAAUUAACAGAAGCCAAAAUACUUCUGAGAUCUUCUUUCAGUCUUUGGUGUGUAUCCCCUCAAAAGCCAAAUUGUUAAUCUUGUGUGUUUUUUUUUUUUAAAUUUUUUGAUUGGAUUUCUUUAGAUUUAAUGGUUCAAACAAGUUCAACUUUGAGGGAUGAUCUUUGAACAUACUUACUUAUUA
Messenger RNA from Macaca mulatta (Rhesus monkey), 3464 nucleotides. It is a transcript of the gene ENPP1, whose product is annotated as ectonucleotide pyrophosphatase/phosphodiesterase 1. Gene Ontology annotation, cellular component: cell surface. The record is from RefSeq and is a predicted model, not a curated record. Gene Ontology annotation, molecular function: phosphodiesterase I activity; nucleic acid binding; scavenger receptor activity. Gene Ontology annotation, biological process: negative regulation of fat cell differentiation; regulation of bone mineralization; inorganic diphosphate transport. Lineage: Eukaryota; Metazoa; Chordata; Mammalia; Primates; Cercopithecidae.